This is a messenger RNA of Amorphotheca resinae ATCC 22711, 966 nucleotides long. RefSeq lists its product as hypothetical. Lineage: Eukaryota; Fungi; Ascomycota; Leotiomycetes; Helotiales; Amorphothecaceae. The annotation marks the transcript as partial. The transcript has a single exon. The record is from RefSeq and is a predicted model, not a curated record.
CCCGUGGCUAUCAACACCUCCCCUCUGGACCCCUACCAGAACAUCAAGCUCUCGGCCGUCAACCGCACAGCUUGGGAGCAAUACUACUUCGACAGCGUUUCUGCCGAUGGCAGCGCCGGCAUUGCCAUCAACUUCAUCCGUGACGCCUCACUCGCUUCUCUCGCCCGCGGCGUCCUGCGCGUCCGAGUCGAUGCUGUGUGGCCCAAUGGGACGAAGUGGACGACUAAUAUCUUCGUGAACGAGUCCUGCGUGACGACCUGCGCGCUCGCAACGACCGGGCUCUGGGCCACUGCAUGGCAAGGAAUCGCCUUCCAGUUCAACAUCUCCCAGAAUCUGACGACUGCCUCGCUCUCCCUCACCGGCCCAAACGUCCAAGGAACGUGGGACAUCCGCUCCCUGACCCCUCCCAGGACUCCAGAUGGGAGUAUCUAUCCCUCUCCCCACGCCGAUGUGCAAUUCGCGCCCUUGCUCUACUGGAACGAAGCCAUUCCCCUGGGCAAGGUGACUGCAGACCUGGUCAUCGCCGGCACAUCGCUCACGUUCACGGGCUACGGCGGACAUGAUCGCAACUGGGCGCCCUUCAACUGGGACUCCAUCGCCAAAUCCUGGUACUGGCUCCGCGGGAUCGCCGGGCCCUACUCCUUCGUCUUCUGGAGCUUCACCUCUGCCGUCGACAACACGACCUAUACCUCUGCCUUUGUCUCGGAAAAUGGGACCGAGAUCUUCGCCACGAGGAAUUCUCAGGCGUCUGAUACAGCGGCGUAUGCGACACUUGCUUUAUCCUAUGGAGGCAAAGUCCACGGCACGUUCGCGGAUACUUCUACGGGGAUGACGAUCAACAUGGUCGAAGCUGGCGGAGGUACGCAUUGGAGGUUUUCCGCACAGCAUACCAAUAUCGCGUUUGAAACCGAGCAUGGUACGUAUGCUGCCUACUCACGCUUCGUGGAUGGCAUCAGUGGGGGGUUG